CAGGAUGAGACCACUCAACUUGUGCACGUGGAUCACGUGGAUCAUCCUGCGGCUGCAUUCGGCGGAACGCCCCCAAAAUCGGCUCCUGGAGGCCUUCUCGGCUGCCACCAAUGACUCUCUUCUCUCUGGAGUGACGCCAGUGACGCCCAAAGUGUCCAGUCUCAAGGCCCGUGAGGAUGCAAUGGAACAGAUCUCGACAAUUUCCAAAGAGGAGUCCAGAGAGCUUUCGGAAGCAAGAGAAGACGCCCAAGAGAGCACCGCGCAGCUGGACACGGCGAACCUCCGGCUCGGCGCGCAGCAAGCGCUCAGCGAAGCGCAGCUGGAGAUGCAGGUCCUUCAAGGCCAAACUGAGAAGCUCCACCAGCGCCGGCUCCAAUUGUCGAGGCAAGCAUCCGAGUCCCCCAUGGAGAGCGUCAGGCGAGCGGCGGAAGAACUGGAGGCCACUGCAGUGCACGAAAGCACGGCUGCAUCCAAAGUGGCACAGGGCAAGUUGCUGGCACGGCACGAGGCAGCUUUGGCCGACGAUGCCCAAGAGGAGUGGAGGGCGCUGCGUGUGCUGCAGGGCUUGACAUAUUUGGCAGGAAAACAUGAGAAGAUUCUGCAGGAGGAUGAAAGACGCGUGAAGGACUACCAGGUGCAGUUGAAUCGGGUGGAACGUUGGAAGGACUCGGCGCGGCACUUGAAAGAGGUGGCAGGUGAAGUGGCUGCGCAAGAACAGAAGGUGUCUUUGGAAGCUCAGGAGAGGAGGCAAAGAUUGGGAAAGCAUGGCUCAGCCGAUGGCGCCAUCUGAAGAAAGCUACCCAGAAAAAUCUGACCAACAUCACCCAGGGAAAAUGACUGGAAUAUGUCUAUUUUGUGGGGGUUCCUGGCCUAUUUUUGGAGAAGCCCAGAUGGUUUGACGACCGAUGUCUCACGGCCGCCAGCGGGCGCGGGGCG
Molecule: messenger RNA, 936 nt
Organism: Cladocopium goreaui
Lineage: Eukaryota; Dinophyceae; Suessiales; Symbiodiniaceae
Source: the annotation of a GenBank genome assembly